Necator americanus (New World hookworm) is the source of this 1014-nucleotide messenger RNA. RefSeq lists its product as uncharacterized. Bases 1 to 1014 code for a protein of 337 amino acids. Lineage: Eukaryota; Metazoa; Nematoda; Chromadorea; Rhabditida; Ancylostomatidae. The transcript has 9 exons. The record is from RefSeq and is a predicted model, not a curated record.
AUGCGAAAGCUUGAAUGGGACGACAUGGGGGUGAAGUUUCAUGGUCAACAGCUACACCAUCUGCGCUUUGCUGACGACAUCGUUCUGACAACAUCUAACACCAGCCAAACGGAACGAAAAUUUGACGAAAUAGGUGGAAACAUCAGUCUUGGGCUGACUCUGUCAAAGAAGGCGUCUUUCGAAUACAAUGCCAACUAUUCUAUAGAAAUUUUAAAUCAACACUGUAGCAGUUGUGUAAAAUUUGAACUUUAUCUUGUGACCUCAGAAGCUGGUGUGUAUCCACAAUUUGCUAUUUUCAGAGUUAAAUUUGCGAAAGAACAAUAUGAUGUUAUGAAGAAGUUUGAAACUCAACAUCAUCCGGAUAUUUGGAAAUGGAUUAUGGACAAGGUGGGCAGAAGUGAAAAUUUGGAUAUUUUGGAUGUAUCUGAAGAGGCAUGCGUUUUUGCCAUAUCACUAGCGGAAAAACAUUCGAACAACAAACUUACCAUCGCCGCUAGAGGUGAUAAGCCGAAUUUCGAUCUGCCCUCUAAUGUAACCUAUAAACAAGUGGAUUUUCAUAAGAAUUUCACAGAUAUUGAAGACAUUGGGAUGUUUGACUUCAUUAUUUUAAACGAGAUGACCCACGAAUUACCAGAUAUGGCAGCAUUUUUCAAAAAAUUAAAGGUUCUUUUAAAAGAAAAUGCACCGAUCGUUGUUAUAUCCCGACCGAAGAAUCCGCCACUUCCUGUGCCGGAGUGUUGUUUGAUGUUGUGGAGAAAACUGGCUCCAACAAGGGAAGAGGUGCAGGCAGCGGUUAAAGCUGCUGAACUCACCUCAACGAUGUUCUCUGCUGCCGUACCUGUCUCGAUUGACCGAUUUGAUUGGGAGAAAAUUCUGUACUCAGGUUGUUUUCCUGCAGUAAAGAACACACCAAAAUGCGCAGAAAAGGAGAUUAGAGAUUACUGCAACAACAUAUCUGGCAAAGUGGCAUUCGAGGAAAAACUGAACAUUUUCCUUCUCAGAAAUCCAUCAUAA